AUGAUUAAAGCUGCAUUUAAUCAUUCUUCUCUUCAACGAAUCAAUCUAAUUACAAAUGCUCGUUCAAAUUGUUUUUCACGACGCAGAAAUUUAGAUGGCAACUUGACCUUUCGUUUGGUUAAAAUGGAUUGUAUGACCUCGGAUUUUCAUGGUGUAAAAAUUGAUCAUGCUUGCUAUAAAUUACACAGCAGACGCUAUCUACCUUUGACGGGACAACUUCAUAUUCGUCGUCUCAAUCUUGAUUUCAAGCAAUGGAGAUUACACUUACUAGUUGAAUUCUUAUCUGCUAUGCCUUCGUUAAUAACAUUAACAAUUAAAGGCUUCUGUUGUUGUAAUAAUAUUUAUUUCUGGCUAUAUGCCGACCGUUGGGAACAAAUGUUGCAAAAUUUGAAGGCAUUGCAACAUGUCACUAUCGAGAUUUACCUUGCUUUACCAAUAAGGUUGAGACAAGGGUGCGUGAAAUCGUUCAAUGAAAGUGUAGCAGAAAAUUUUGAAACCUGCAAACGGAUAAAUUUGGUAGCCGGACCAAGAACGAAAAAACCAGGUGUGGGAUGUGUUCAGAUUAGUGCUUCGCUUAAUAUGGGCUAG
Messenger RNA from Rotaria socialis, 588 nucleotides. The record is from the annotation of a GenBank genome assembly. NCBI's taxonomy places the organism in Eukaryota, Metazoa, Rotifera, Eurotatoria, Philodinida, Philodinidae.